CCCUAAAAAUAAAUCUGUUGCAAGCCGUGGACCAGCCGCAUCCUGUUGCCUUCAAGCCCAACAAUUGCAGCACCCAUCCGCCCCACCAUUCCCCCAGCACCCAGAACAACGGCAAGAGCGCUCGUGCUAACCGCCGUCGACGUCGCAGACGCAACAAGCAACAGCAGAAUUCGCAGCAGCCUGACGCUUUCCGGGAUCCGGACGCACAGCUAACACCGAGCACCUCCUCGUCCACCCCGCACUCGGCACCUAACGACCGACAGGACCACCUAGACGCGCACUUUCACUCCAACUCGCAUUCCCAAAUCGACAAGAUGCCCGCCCGAUUCGCCGAGGAAGUCAUCACCGCUGAGCCCGCACAGCGUGCCGCCCCCCAAUUGGACCUGGGUGGUGGUCACUACGUGCCCCGCCAGCAGCACCUCAACGACGAGAUCGCCAUCUCCGGGUUCUCCGGCCGUCUGCCGGAGAGCUCCACCAUCGAGGAAUUCAAGCAGAACCUCUUCGAUGGCGUCGACAUGGUCAACGACGAUCCCCGCCGCUGGGAGCGAGGUCUCUACGGACUGCCGGACAGGAUUGGCAAGAUCAAGGAGGCCGAUCUGGAGAACUUCGACCAGCAGUUCUUCGGCGUGCACCAAAAGCAGGCUGAGUGCAUGGACCCCCUGCUGCGCAUGCUGCUCGAGCUGACCCACGAGGCGAUCAUCGACGCCGGUCUGAACCCCACCGACCUGCGUGGAUCCCGCACUGGUGUCUACAUUGGAGUGUCCAACUCGGAGACGGAGCAACACUGGUGCAGCGAUCCGGACCGCGUUAACGGCUAUGGCUUGACGGGAUGUGCUCGUGCCAUGUUCGCCAACCGCAUCUCCUUCACCUUCGACUUCAAGGGACCCAGCUACAGCAUCGACACCGCGUGCUCCAGCUCCCUGUACGCCUUGGAGCAGGCCUUCUCCGACAUGCGCGAGGGAAAGGUCGACAACGCCCUGGUCGCCGGAGCGGGCCUGAUCCUCAAGCCCACCAUGUCGCUGCAGUUCAAGCGACUGAACAUGCUGAGUCCGGACGGCAGCUGCAAGGCCUUCGAUGAGUCCGGCAACGGAUACGUGCGCUCCGACGGCUGCGUGGUGCUCCUGCUGCAGCGCACCUCGGCCGCCCGGCGCGUGUACGCCUCCAUCCUGAACGUGCGCACCAACACGGACGGCUUCAAGGAGCAGGGCAUCACGUACCCCAUCGGCAAGAUGCAGAACCGCCUGAUCCGCGAGACCUACGAGGAGAUCGGCCUCAACCCCGCCGACGUGGUCUACGUGGAGGCCCACGGCACCGGCACCAAGGUGGGCGAUCCCCAGGAGGUCAACUCCAUCACGGACUUCUUCUGCAAGAACCGCACCAGCCCGCUGCUGAUCGGCUCGGUCAAGUCCAACAUGGGACACUCGGAGCCCGCCUCGGGCGUCUGCUCGGUGGCCAAGAUCCUGAUCGCCAUGGAGGAGGGCGUGAUCCCCGGCAACCUGCACUACAACAAGCCCAACCCGGACCUCUACGGCCUGGUCGAUGGCCGCCUCAAGGUGGUGGACAAGAACCUGCCCUGGAACGGCGGCAUCAUCGGCCUGAACUCCUUCGGCUUCGGAGGAGCCAACGCCCACGUGAUCCUCAAGUCGAACCCCAAGCCCAAGGCGCUGACGCCCAAGGACGGCGCCGCCAAGGUGGUGCUCGCCUCCGGCCGCACCUUCGAGGCCGUGGAGCAGCUGCUCGAGUCGGCCGCCACGCACGCCGAGGACGACGAGUACCUGCAGCUGAUCAACGACAUCCACUCGAAGCCCAUUGCGAACCACUUCUUCCGCGGCUUCGGCGUGGUCAGCAGCAAGGGCACCCACCAGCGCGAGGUGAUCGAGUGCUCGGAGGAGAAGCGCCCGGUGUGGUACAUCUACUCCGGCAUGGGCAGCCAGUGGGCCAGCAUGGCCAAGGACCUGAUGCAGAUCGAGGCCUUCGCCAAGAGCAUCCAGCGCUGCGCCGACGUGCUGAAGCCCGAGGGCGUCGACCUGAUCGACGUGCUCACCCGCUCCACGGACAAGAGCUUCGAGAACAUCCUCAACUCGUUCAUCUCGAUCGCCGCCAUGCAGGUGGCCCUCACCGACCUGCUCAGCUCGCUGGGCAUCCACCCCGACGGCAUCGUGGGCCACUCGGUGGGCGAGCUGGGCUGCGCCUACGCCGACGGCUGCUUCACCCCCGAGCAGACCGUGCUGGCCGCCUACUGGCGCGGCAAGAGCAUCCUGGACACCCAGCUGGCCAAGGGCAAGAUGGCCGCCGUGGGCCUCAGCUGGGAGGAGGCGCACAGCCGCGUGCCGGCCGACUGCUUCCCGGUGUGCCACAACAGCGAGGACAACUGCACCAUCUCCGGACCCGAGGCCUCCAUCGAGGCGCUGGUCGCCAAGCUGAACGCCGAGGGCGUCUUCGCCAAGGCGGUCAACUCCUCCGGCUACGCCUUCCACAGCAAGUACAUCGCCGAGGCGGGGCCAAAGCUGCGCAAGAGCCUGGAGAAGAUCAUCCCGAACGCCAAGAACCGCACCUCCCGCUGGAUCAGCACCAGCAUCCCGGAGUCCGCCUGGAACACCCCGGUGGCCAAGCAGUCCUCGGCCGCCUACCACGUGAACAACCUCCUGUCGCCGGUGCUCUUCCACGAGGCCCUCCAGCACGUGCCCAAGAACGCCAUCUCCGUGGAGAUCGCGCCCCACGGCCUGCUGCAGGCCAUCCUUAAGCGCGCCCUCGGCCCGGACGCCACCAACCUGAGCCUGGUGAAGCGCGGCCACGAGAACAACGUCGAGUUCCUGCUGACCAACGUGGGUAAGCUGUACGCCGCCGGCGCCCAGCCGCAGGUCCUGAACCUGGUGCGUCCCAUCAGCUACCCGGUGGGUCGCGGCACCCCCAUGCUGAACUCCAAGGUGGGCUGGGACCACACCCAGAAGUGGCUGGUGGCCAAGUUCGGCAAGGAGACCUCCUCCGGCGAGACCAUCGUGGAGGUGGACCUCUCCAAGGAGGAGGACGCCUUCCUCGCCGGCCACACCAUCGACGGCAGGAUCCUGUUCCCGGCCACCGGCUACAUGACCCUCGCCUGGCAGACCUUCGCCAAGAUGCAGGGCAGCGAGUUCCACAAGACGCCCGUCGUGAUGGAGAACCUGGUCUUCCACCGGGCCACCAUCCUGAACAAGAACGCCGUGGUGAAGUUCGGCAUCAACUUCUUCGACGGCACCGGCGCCUUCGAGAUCUGCGAGAGCGGCAGCCUGGCCGUUUCCGGCAAGAUCACCAUUCCCGAGUCCAUCGACAAUGAGGAGCUGCCUCUGGAGGCGCAGACGCCCAGCGCCGUGGCCAAGGAGCUGGUCACCAACGACGUGUACAAGGAGCUGCGCCUGCGCGGCUACGACUACGCCGGAAUCUUCCGCGGCAUCGUGCGCUCCGACACGGUGGCCUCCACGGGCCAGCUGCAGUGGGUGGACAACUGGAUCAGCUUCAUGGACACCAUGCUGCAGUUCAGCAUCCUGAGCAAGAACCUGCGUGAGCUCUACCUGCCCACCCGCAUCGAGCGCGCGGUGAUCAAUCCCGCCAAGCACUUCGAGCUGCUGGCCGCCCUCUCCAAGGAGCAGCAGCUGGAGACCGGGGUGCCCGUGCAGUGGUACAGCGACAUCAACGUGAUCAAGAGCGGCGGCGUGGAGCUGCGCGGCCUGAAGGCCAAUCUCGCCCAGCGUCGUCCCGGCACCCAGGCGCCUCCCACCCUGGAGCGCUACCAGUUCGUGCCGAACCUCAACAGCACCGAUCUGCACGAGAACUCGGAGAAGGCGCGCCUGCACGCCCUGGACGUGGCCAUCCAGGUGAUCAUCGAGAACUCCAGCGGCGCCGUAAAGCUGAAGGGCGUGGAGCUGGCCAACGGACGCAACCCCGACGUGCUGGUGGCCAACCGCCUGCUGCAGAUCAUCGAGGGCGAGCCCGUUCUCACCGGGGAUGUGGCCGUGGCCACGUCGAAUGGCAACGAGGAGACCAUCGCCGCCGCUCUCGGGGAUUCGGGAGUGCGCGUCCUGACCAAGGACGUGCUGAAGGAGCCGGUUGAGCAGAACUGUCACUUCGUCUUCGGCAUCGAUGUGCUCUCCCGUCCGGACACGAAGACCUUGGAGAACUCCGUGGCCAGCCUCAAGGAGGCUGGCUUCCUGAUCCUCGAGGAGACCCUGGCCACCUACACCAAGACUGGACGCGCUCUCCUCGCCAAGUUCGGCUUCGUGGCCGUGCAAGAGCAGAGCCUGGGAGCCACUCGCGUCCUGGUGCUCGCCCGCAAGGCGGUGGACCUGAAGAGCCGCAAGUCCGUGGUGGUCGUGGCCACCGAGCAGAACUUCAACUGGGUGGACGACCUGAAGGCCGCCCUGGCCACCGCCAACACGGAGGAGCAGUACGUGUACGUGGUCUGCCAGGGAGAGGAGCUCUUCGGCGCCGUGGGCCUGAUGACCUGCAUCAAGAACGAGAACGGCGGCAAGCUGGCCCGCCUGGUCUUCGUGCAGGACGCCAAGGCCGAGAAGUUCUCGCUGACCUCCGCUCUGUACCGCCAGCAGCUGGAGAAGGACCUCAUCUCGAACGUGCUCAAGAACGGAGCGUGGGGCACCUUCCGCCACCUGAAGCUGGAGACCCAGCAGGCCACCCUCCAGGUGGAGCACGCCUACGUGAACGCCCUGGUCAAGGGAGACCUCGCCUCGCUCAAGUGGAUCGAGGCCGCCCAGGCGGACACCGCUGUCUCCGCGGACAAGAACCUGGAGACCUGCACCGUCUACUACGCGCCCAUCAACUUCCGCGACGUGAUGCUGACCUCCGGCAAGCUGGCCGCCGACGCCCUGCCCGGAGACCUGGCCGAGCAGGACUGCGUGCUCGGCCUGGAGUUCGCCGGACGGGACUCGCAGGGCCGCCGCGUGAUGGCCAUGGUGCCGGCCAAGUCGCUGGCCACCACCUGCGUGGCCAGCAAGCGCAUGAUGUGGCAGAUCCCCGAGAAGUGGACCAUGGAGGAGGCCUCCACGGUGCCGUGCGUCUACUCCACCGUCUACUACGCGUUGGUGGUGCGUGGCCAGAUGAAGAAGGGCGAGAAGAUCCUCAUCCACGCCGGCUCCGGGGGAGUGGGCCAGGCGGCCAUCUCCGUGGCGCUCGCCCACGGACUGACCGUCUUCACCACGGUGGGCAGCAAGGAGAAGCGCGAGUUCCUGCUGAAGAGGUUCCCCAAGCUGCAGGAGCGCAACAUCGGCAACUCCCGCGACACCUCCUUCGAGCAGCUGGUGCUGCGCGAGACCAAGGGACGCGGCGUGGACCUGGUGCUCAACUCGCUCUCCGAGGAGAAGCUGCAGGCCUCGAUCCGCUGCCUGGGAUUAAACGGCCGCUUCCUGGAGAUCGGCAAGUUCGACCUGAGCAACAACAGCCCGCUGGGCAUGUCGGUGUUCCUCAAGAACACCUCCUUCCACGGCAUUUUGCUGGACAGCGUGAUGGAGGGCGAGGAGGAGAUGCAGAACCAGGUGGUCUCCCUGGUGGCCGAAGGCAUCAAGAGCGGCGCCGUGGUGCCGCUGCCCACGUCCGUCUUCAACGACCAGCAGGUGGAGCAGGCCUUCCGCUUCAUGGCCUCCGGCAAGCACAUCGGCAAGGUGGUGAUCAAGGUGCGCGACGAGGAGGCGGGCAAGAAGGCGCUGCAGCCCAAGGCGCGCCUGAUCAACGCCAUCCCGCGCACCUACAUGCACCCGGAGAAGAGCUACAUCCUGGUCGGUGGCCUGGGAGGCUUCGGCCUCGAGCUGACCAACUGGCUGGUGACCCGCGGAGCCCGCUUCAUCGUGCUGACCUCGCGGUCGGGCGUGAAGACCGGCUACCAGGGCCUGAUGAUCCGCCGCUGGCAGGAGCGCGGCGUCAAGGUGGUGAUCGAUACCAGCGACGUGACCACCGCCGCCGGAGCCAAGAAGCUGCUGGAGAACAGCAACAAGCUGGCCCUGGUCGGAGGCAUCUUUAACCUGGCCGCCGUGCUGCGGGACGCCCUCAUCGAGGACCAGACCGCCAAGGACUUCAAGACGGUCGCCGAUCCCAAGGUGACCGCUACUAAGCAUCUGGACCAGUACUCGCGCGCCAUCUGCACCGAGCUGGACUACUUCAUCUGCUUCUCGAGUGUGUCCUGCGGCCGCGGCAACAUCGGACAGACCAACUACGGCCUGGCCAACUCCGCGAUGGAGCGCAUCUGCGAGCAGCGGCAGGCGAGCGGCUUCCCGGGCACGGCCAUCCAGUGGGGCGCCAUCGGCGACACCGGCCUGGUGCUGGAGAACCUGGGCGACAACGACACCGUGAUCGGAGGAACCCUGCCCCAGAGGAUGCCCUCGUGCCUGCAGACCAUCGACCUGUUCCUGCAGCAGCCGCACCCCGUCGUGGCCUCCAUGGUGGUGGCCGAGAAGCGCAAGUCCGACCAGUCGGCCGGCGUCAGCCUGAUCGCCACCAUCGCCAACAUCCUGGGCCUGCGGGACACCAAGAACAUCCAGGACGGCGCCUCGCUGGCCGAUCUCGGCAUGGACUCGCUGAUGAGCGCGGAGAUCAAGCAGACGCUGGAGCGCAACUUCGACAUUGUGCUGUCCGCCGCCGAGAUCCGUCAGCUCACCUUCGGAGCACUGAAGGCCAUGGACGGUGGCGCCGAGGCCAAGCCAGCUGCGGCUGCUCCCGCCGCGGCGGCAGGCACUGCUGCUGCCGAGUCCGCCAUCACUUCGGGUGCAUCCUCGCGCACUGCCAGUCCGCUGGGCGAUGGCACCCAGGUGGUGUUCACCACCUCGCUGAUUCCCACCGAGGCGAUCGUCCGCCUGGAGACCAAGGCGCCUGCGAGCAGCAAGCAGAGCCCGAUCUUCUUCAUCGCCCCCAUCGAAGGCUUCGCCUCCGCGCUGGAGCCGCUGGCCAAGCGACUGGAGGUGCCCGCCUACGGACUGCAGUUCACGGAGGACGUGCCCUCCGACUCCCUGGAGGCGGCGGCCAAGUUCUUCAUCAAGCAGCUGCGCACCGUGCAGCCAAAGGGGCCGUACAAGCUGGCCGGCUACUCCUUCGGCUGCCUGCUCACCUACGUGAUGGCCGGCAUCCUGGAGCAGAGCAACGAGGUGGCCAACGUGAUCAUGCUGGACGGAGCGCCGACCUACGUGAACUGGUACACCAGCAGCUUCAAGCAGCGCUACACGGACGGAAGCAACGCCGACAACGACAACCAGAGCUACGGCCUGGCCUACUUCGGCAUUGUCCUGGCCAACAUUGACUACAAGGCGCUGGUGCGACUGCUACUGGUGAUCCCCACUUGGGAGGAGAAACUCGAGAGGUUCGCCGAGCUGAUGAGCAAUGAGAUCACACAGCCCGUGGAAACGAUCAAAAAAUCCGCCACUCUGUUCUACAAGAAACUGGAGCUGGCCGAUGGCUACCUGCCCACUCUGAAGCUGAAGUCGAGCGUGACCCUGGUCAAGCCCACAGACAACUCUGCCAAGCUGGACGAGGACUACCGCCUCAAGGAGGUCUGCACAAAGCCCGUGGAGGUUCACACCGUUGAGGGCAACCACCGCACCUUCCUCAUCGAGGAUCAGUCCCUGAAGACCAUCCAGAGCAUACUGAAGCGUCUGUUCAACUAGGCUAGGAGCGGAUUAGCAUAGGAGUUGUGGAUGAUCAUCACCCCUCACCGCCACCUUCAGCCACAUCCAAUACUCGGAACACACAUCGACACACCCAGUUAGCCAGUUAGCAUACUUAGUGAAAGAAUUUACGUUGUUGAGCCGCAAGGAAUCGCUCGCUCUACCCCAGUUACGCACAGCUAGAAGAGAUAGGAUCGGAUUGGAGUGGAUCGAUCGCCUGGGAUCUGCCUAACUGCCGUCUUGCAGCGCCGUAGACUUUGGUCCAAAAUUUAGCCUACGGCCGCUACGAUUCCGGGCAGUUGAAAGGAUCCAGGAUGCGAGUCGCCCAACCCUUCACACUUAACGCUUUGUGCACCGUACAGUUCAGUAGUUCAGUACAGUACCCGACAUUCCUUGAGCGCUAGACGGCACUAGACGUCCCAACUUACCAAAUAUAUCUUUUAUGCUCUAUCUAUUACGUAAUACGUAUGUCGCACACCCUAGUUUAAUUGCCUAGUUGUAAGCCUACAGUCUGUAGUCGCGCAUGUAAUGAAUUUCAUUCCUCGAACUAACCCAAGAAAAGAAACUGCUAAAUUUGUUAUCUCUCUUGAUGUAUAAAAUAAUCGCAAACGAUCACUCAUGAAUAUUGUGGAUAUUAAAUUACACCAUACUAAAAAAUAA
Molecule: messenger RNA, 8297 nt
Organism: Drosophila ficusphila
Lineage: Eukaryota; Metazoa; Arthropoda; Insecta; Diptera; Drosophilidae
Gene: FASN1
Product: fatty acid synthase
Biological process (GO): fatty acid biosynthetic process
Molecular function (GO): 3-oxoacyl-[acyl-carrier-protein] synthase activity; oxidoreductase activity; phosphopantetheine binding
Source: RefSeq, a predicted model, not a curated record